AUGUCGAUUGACCUCCUUGUGGAGGCGAUCCAUGCCUCGCCCAUUCGUCUGUCACUGUGCAUCUGUGGUGCAGGGGCCGGCGUCAUUCGACGCCUCACUCGCGUGCCCGAGUGCAGCCGCACCCUGAUCGAAGCUAACGUGCUCUAUCAUCGCUGCUCUACGCAGGCAGCAUUAGAUGGCCUGCCACGGCAUAUCGUCAGUGCUGAUGCGGCUCGGCGACUGGCACAGCACGCUUUUCACAAGUCCCGUGAUAUCGCCUUUGCCGAAGCGCGUGAGCAGCUACAGCAGCUUCCACAGCUCACGUCCACGCUACCUAGGCCCCCGCAGGAUCUGCUCUUCGGCGUUGGCGCUACAUCUGCGAUCAAGACGAGCCGCUCACGGCACAGCAGGGACGAGGCGUAUGUGUGUAUUUGGGGCGGCGCGGUCAACCUACUGGAGGACGUUUCCGAUCAAAGUGACGGCAGUCCUGCCAUGCUCGGCGAGGUCCGCCACUAUUACAUGGAGAUGCCGGACUGGCUGAGCAGGGCAGAGCAGGAUGAGCAAGUGGAGCUGAUGGUCCUCCAUGCGAUUGCGCGCAUAGUGGAGUCGUGUAUCCCUGCCGACACGGAGAUGGUGAGCAAAGGCACUCACACAGAUGGUCAGCGCAGCUACCCACGCGCUGUGUUUCAAGCCCUGCUGCCCAGCGCUGGAGAAAACACCGCCGCUUGUGGCGUAGGCGUGAGCGUGUCGCGCUCAUCAUCUGGGCUUCCCAUCGUCACGGACUCUGUGCGACUGUGCUCGAUGCCGUCCGAAUCCGCUCCGGAGUCGGUGUGCUUGGAUCCAUCCGGUGAGGUGCGACUUGCGCUGCAGAACGUCCUAAGCGCUGGCACCUCUGCCACUGCGCCCGACGGCAGUGUGCGUGACGUGUGCGCGUUGUGGAACAUACACGGUGAAUUGCGCUGCAGCGGUAUUCCACCGUACCCAGAAGAUGCUCGCAACGUCGCGGCGGCGGUGAUAGACCACCAACAAGAGAGUGGGUACGAUCGAAGCGCUGUCCCAGCCGGGUCCCGUAAGGUGAUUCGUCUUCUCUACCCUGGAUCGUUUAACCCGCUUCACUACGGACACACGGAGCUUGUACUGGCAGCCACGCGGGUACUGCUUCAACAAAAGCAGCAGAACGUGGAGCAGAUGGCACUGCCGGCGCUGAUCGAAGUGACGUAUGAGAUCGCAGUGAAGGCGGUUGAUAAGGGCGUUAUCGAGGUGGAUGACCUGAUGCGGCGUGUGCGCCAGUUUUUGCACCGCGGCGAGCGGGUUGCCGUGACAACCGCGACCCUCUUCGUGGCCAAGGCGAGACUGUUCCCAGGCCACGGAUUCCUCAUCGGCAUCGACACCGCCGUGCGCGUCCUGGAUCCAAAGCACUACAGCAGGAACGAGGACCCAGCGGAGGCUGAGGCCGCAAUGGUGGAGGCGCUGACCCGCGACAUUGCGGGCAGGGGGUGCUACUUUGUGGUGGGUGGGCGCAAGAUGAGCGAUGCUACGGGCUGGCAGGAACUAUCGCUGCUAAGAAUCCCGGAGAGCGUACGACACUUGUUUGUCGGCAUCCCAGCCACGGAGUUUCGCGUCGAUGUGAGCUCAACGGAGCUGCGUGCCCAACGCAACAGGCGUGGUGCAGAAAGACGCACACUCGGGAACUAA
This is a messenger RNA of Leishmania braziliensis MHOM/BR/75/M2904, 1674 nucleotides long. RefSeq lists its product as hypothetical. The transcript has a single exon. Lineage: Eukaryota; Euglenozoa; Kinetoplastea; Trypanosomatida; Trypanosomatidae. The record is from RefSeq and is a predicted model, not a curated record. Gene Ontology annotation, molecular function: nicotinamide-nucleotide adenylyltransferase activity; ATP hydrolysis activity. Gene Ontology annotation, cellular component: nucleus; cytoplasm. The coding region runs from base 1 to 1674 and encodes 557 amino acids.